UUUUUAUAUAUAUAUAUAUAUAUAUUUUUAUAUUUAUAUUGGAAUUCUGCUGGGCUGUUUUAUCACUAAGCCAUAUUUGUAGACAUGCCUUAACAUCCUGAACAGAGCCCAGGAGAGAAAGUCUGUUCUCUGCCACUAUUUUCUAGAUUGUAUUUCCUAUUUACCGUGUAUGGCAUUGUCUGUGUGUGUUGGUGAAGUUGACAGUUAGAGAAGUCUCACUUGUGUUGCAGUAAAUAUCUCCUUGCCUUUGACACCUGCCCACAGAGUUUCGAUUGAGGGAGUUUGAGGGUUGACUACAAAAGGUGAAGGGGGGACGCAGCCUCAGCCAGACGGCGUAGCUGCAGGUUGACAAUGAUGCAAAUGUUCUGCAUUAUAUUGUUCCUUUAUUUCUUCACCCCAGCUGGGGGAAGUGAGGUUGGCAUAGUACAUGGUACCAUUUCAACGCCUCAUUCCAGGCCCUAUAUGGCAUCACUCCAGUUUUCUAAAGAACAAGCAUGUGGUGGCAUUCUCAUUCGGGAGGACUUUGUUUUGACAGCAGCACACUGCAAACAGACUCAAGACAUGACUGUGGUACUUGGGGCACACAACAUAAGCAAGAGUGAGAAAAGUCAGCAACGGAUCAAAGUGGCUGCAUACUAUUCACAUCCAAAAUUCACUGGAAAAUAUGAUUAUGACAUUAUGCUUCUUAAGUUGAAAAAGAAAGCCAAACUGAACAAGUAUGUCAGAGCCAUCGAGUUGCCUGAUAAAGACAAUGAGAUCCAUGCCAAUGUUCCAUGUGUCGUUGCUGGCUGGGGCCGAACUGAAUUUCAGGAGCCUGCCUCAAAAUUACUGAGGGAAACCACAGAGAAGACUCAGUUCACCUUUGAGUGCAAAACCAUAUGGAAAGAACACUUCAAAAGUGAUCGCAUGAUAUGCACCACAUUUAACAAGAAGAAGGGAGGAGUUUGCCAGGGUGAUUCUGGCGGACCACUCAUUUGUGAUGGCAAGCCUCAGGGUAUAACGGCUUAUACUGCCCAAGACUGUAGUGAUACCAGGUACCCUCAUGUCUUCACAAAGAUACAAUUCUUCCUUCCAUGGAUCAAGAAAGUCAUGCAGGGAAAUAGGAAUGUUGAGUGAGACAUUAUGCAGUGGGCAAAAAUGUGUUCAUUUCUUCCAUUAAUUAUCAAAUAUCAAGGCUUUGGGGUUUUUUUGCAUUAAAAACUGAACAAGAAUGCUUGAAAU
Messenger RNA from Solea solea (common sole), 1221 nucleotides. RefSeq names its product mast cell protease 4-like. NCBI's taxonomy places the organism in Eukaryota, Metazoa, Chordata, Actinopteri, Pleuronectiformes, Soleidae. Bases 352 to 1116 code for a protein of 254 amino acids. Gene Ontology annotation, molecular function: serine-type endopeptidase activity. The transcript is spliced from 5 exons. The record is from RefSeq and is a predicted model, not a curated record. Gene Ontology annotation, biological process: proteolysis.